AUGCAGCUGCGCAGAGAGAGACAGCCUGCUCCGUCCAGCCAAGGUAACUCAAGCACUGGCAUUGCCAAGGUAAACGCGGAUCCCAACUCCAAAGAAGUUCUGCGGCUUCCGAGUGACAUUGCCACAACUGAUCGGAACUCAUUCUCUGGCAACGACCUUGAGUCCUACAUCGCAUCUUAUGCGACUGUCCCCAGCUUCCAGACCGACCUCCCGGCAACUGGCUGCUGCUCCUGGCUCGUCAUCGUCGAAGACUCCUACAUCAGACGUGGUUGGAACGUGGUGGUUCUGUUUCUGCUGUUGUACACCGCGACAUAUUUCCCCUUCCAGCUUUGCUUCAUUGACCUCCGUGUUCCAAUUGAAAUCACGAUCGUUGAGGAGCUUUUUGACCGUCCCGUCGACUUCGCGGUCAACUGUCUGUUCUACCUUGACCUGGUCUUGAACUUCUUCAUUAGUUAUCGGGAUACCAAGGGAGUGGAAGUGAUGGAUCUCAGAAAGACUUCCUGGUACUACCUCAGGACCUACUUCCUUCCGAAUCUAGUGGCUUGCAUCCCGCCGCAGCUCAUAGAAGCGAUGUUCCAUCAAGAUGUGCGCGGCGAUAUCUUGGAGGUAGCGCGCUUCAGCCGUUUGCAGCGGAUCUCCCGCUUGGCACGGCUCGUGCGCCUCGUGCACCUCUCGAAGCUCCUGAGGUUCAUGGAUGACAGCCCUGUCAUGAUGCAGCUGAGAAAUCUCCGGGGUGUGCGGAUCAUCAACCUGUUCUGCACAUUAUCCUGGGUUGCGCACAUGGUUGGCUGUGGCUGGUACCUUUGUGCAGCUCUCAACGGUUCCAUCGAGCUGGAGGACACCUGGCUCGGCAUGCGAGUCAUCGAUAGCCAGGGCUCCACCCUCCUCUACAAGAGCGAUGGCUCACGACAGGACCCCGAGGUGCAGUGGCUCAAUGCAUUUUACUUCGUACUGACGGUCUUCACGACUGUCGGAUUUGGAGACAUGUCAGCAUACACCACCGCUGAAAUGGGCUAUGUUUGUGGGACGAUGCUCCUGGGUGCUAUCGUGAACAGCAUCAUCCUCAACGAAGUCAUCGGGACGCUCACACGCCUGGAUGAGAGUGCAUCUCGAGUAAUGCAGCAGAUACAGGUUGUCCAAGACUUUUCCGAGCACUGCAAUCUCAGCAGGACCUUGCGAAAUCAGCUCGUCAAGUGGGCGCGCGAGAGCCGGGCUGACAAGCACGACUGGGAUCGGGCCUGGAUGCGUGAGCUGCUCACAAAUGGGGUGAUGCCUAGCCAGCUUGUGCGGCAGCUGCCAGCUGCUCUCUUUGCAGGGAAGCUCCUCAAAAACAGGUUUGUUACGGUCUGCCGACCACAUUUCAAUGAUGUCCUGCCACCUCGGUUCCACAUGAUCCUGGCAUUGAACCUGGAUGUCCAGGAUUUCGAGAAUCAACAAAUCGUGUACUACUGCUACGAUCAGGCUUUUGGGCUCUACCUGGUUGCACGAGGUAUAUUUGCUGGAGUUGCGAAGCCCUCGGCGUCGGGUGGACACAUUGAGAAGUUGGACUGGCUGAAAGCCAUAGAAGAGGAGCUCAAAAGAAAGCACCGCGAGAGGCUGAAGGCCCAUACCGCGGAAUUUCUGAGACAACGCAUUGAAGAGAAGAACGUGCUAUGGCAGCGGCAACUGGAAAGGCUAUCCCCGUACCAGCUGUUCGGAGAAGGAACUUACUUUGGCGAUGUGGAGGUGCUCUCCAAGCACAGCACGCACCAGCGACUGGCCACAGUGCGCUGCGAGUCAGAGCAUGGUGGAUCAUUGCUUCAGCUCCACAAGGACAAGCUCCACCAGCUCAUGCUGGAUUUUCCUCACUGUCAGCGCGCAUGGCACCUCGAGGCCACCAGACACGAGGUUCGUCGCCAAGCGAAGCUAAAGCUUCUUACAAAGUCGCUCGACCUCUAUGAGCUGGCCACCCUUGAGAUUCAGCGAGCCGUAGUGGCCGUUUGGUAUCGCAAGAGGAAGGGCUACCAUAAGCUCCACAAGAGGAAGGAGCAUGAGGCCGACGAGGUCGUGUCUGCCCCCUGCGACUUGGAAGGACUGGAAGGAGCUGAGCAAAUUGCUGCUUUGGGAAAGGAGGUGAAAGAUGUUAAGGGCGAGGUGACCAGUAUGAGGCAACAGGUCAGGGAGUUGCAAAGUUCCAUGGCCCACGUCCAGGAAUCCUUGGCUACCAUCGCCACCUUUCUUCAGGCAAACAACAAGGCAGGUGUUCCUGACAGUCAGUUGGAAUUUGGAAGUGUGGACUCUCAGAGGCAAAGGUUAUUGGUAGAGGGUGACUAA
Symbiodinium natans is the source of this 2313-nucleotide messenger RNA. The record is from the annotation of a GenBank genome assembly. Lineage: Eukaryota; Dinophyceae; Suessiales; Symbiodiniaceae.